Molecule: messenger RNA, 1654 nt
Organism: Kickxella alabastrina
Lineage: Eukaryota; Fungi; Kickxellomycota; Kickxellomycetes; Kickxellales; Kickxellaceae
Product: Diphthamide synthesis DPH1/DPH2
Exons: 1
Coding region: 466-1506 (346 amino acids)
Biological process (GO): protein histidyl modification to diphthamide
Molecular function (GO): 2-(3-amino-3-carboxypropyl)histidine synthase activity
Source: RefSeq, a predicted model, not a curated record
CAGACACAGAUACAGGCACAGGCACAGGCACAGGCACAGGCACAGGCACAGGCACAGGCACAGGCACAGGCACAGGCACAGGCACAGGCGGACUCAGCAACGGCCACCACCAACACUGCCGGACAGCCUGGCGACAGCGAAGAGAGCAAGUCGAGCAGGCCUCGCCGGCGCUUUGUUGGCCGGGGGAGAAAGGCCCAUCCGCAGGACACCCCGACAGAAAUAUCCAUCGAGGACUCACUUGCAGUUGCCGAGCGCAAGGAUGGCGGCAACGGCCAGAACGCUGGCAGCGGACCCAGGUACCACGAGAGUGCCAACCAGGUGCCGGCAGACAUUCUCGACAACGCGCUGCUGAAUCAGGCCGUCAGCCUGCUGCCCAACAACUACAACUUUGAGCUGCACAAGACGAUCUGGCAGAUCAGACGGCUGUCGGCCACCCGCGUGGCGCUGCAGUUCCCCGAGGGCCUGAUGAUCUUUGCGUGCACAAUCUCGGAUAUCCUCGAAACAUUUGGCGGCGUCGAGGUAGUGAUCAUGGGCGACGUGACGUAUGGCGCCUGCUGCGUCGACGACUUUACCGCUGUGGCCCUCGGCUGCGACUUUAUGGUGCACUACGGCCACAGCUGCCUGGUGCCGGUCAACGUGACGACGAUCAAGACCAUGUAUGUGUUUGUCGACAUUGGCAUUGACACCGAGCACUUUGUGCGCACGGUCGAGAAGAACUUUGAGCCCGGCACGCGCAUUGCGCUGGUGGGCGUGAUCCAGUUUGUCACUGCGCUGCAGACAUGCAGGCACGUGUUGAGCGAGAAGUACGUGGUGACCAUCCCGCAGGCAAAGCCCCUGUCGCCAGGCGAGCUGCUGGGCUGCACAUCGCCGCGGCUGAAUGACAUUGACGUGAUUGUGUACCUGGGCGACGGCCGCUUCCAUCUUGAGUCGAUCAUGAUCCACAACCCGAGCAUCCCGGCGUACGCGUACGACCCGUACAGCAAGAAGUUCACGCGCGAGCGCUACAGCCACGACGAGAUGCACUCGCUCAGGCAGGGUGCCAUUGCGAGUGCCAGGAAGGCGCGCAAGUUCGGGCUGAUCCUGGGCACGCUGGGCCGGCAGGGCAACCCGAAGGUGCUGGAGGAGCUGCAGGAGCGGCUAGUCAAGCGCGGCAUUGCCUUUGAAAUCGUGCUGCUGUCCGAGAUUUUCCCGCAAAAGUUGGCGCAGUUUCCCGACGUCGACUGCUGGGUGCAGAUUGCCUGCCCUCGGUUGUCGAUCGACUGGGGAUACGCGUUCCCCAAGCCGCUGCUGACGCCGUACGAGGCCAACGUGGCUUUGGAUGCGACCGAGUGGCAGGACGUGUACCCGAUGGACUUUUAUGCGUUCGAGUCGCUGGGCCCAUGGACGCCCAACUACUUUAGCACGAUGGCGAUCAAGCAGAGAGAGCGGCAGGCCAAGAAGGAGCUGAAGGAGAAAGCAGAAGUGGCGCUGGUCGCAGAGGCGCUUACCAAGGAGUGCGCUGUGUAGUAUUGAUGCCUUUAUUUCUCAGCUAUUUAUGUGUGUGUUUGUGCGGCCAAGCCCAAUGAUAUUACUGCGACUGCUCAAUUGCUAGCAACAAAGAACAUUUAAAUACAGGCAUGUUGUGAAUAUUGAAAUGCAGCUAAAAAAAACACUG